This is a messenger RNA of Polyodon spathula (Mississippi paddlefish), 3392 nucleotides long. RefSeq names its product biogenesis of lysosomal organelles complex-1, subunit 6, pallidin (gene bloc1s6). The transcript has 6 exons. Gene Ontology annotation, cellular component: extrinsic component of membrane; BLOC-1 complex; transport vesicle. The record is from RefSeq and is a predicted model, not a curated record. Bases 1257 to 1778 code for a protein of 173 amino acids. NCBI's taxonomy places the organism in Eukaryota, Metazoa, Chordata, Actinopteri, Acipenseriformes, Polyodontidae. Gene Ontology annotation, biological process: intracellular transport.
UGCAUAUAAUGCACAGUUCACAGCCUACCUCUGUAAAGCACUUUGUGACGCUAUAUAAAAAUGAAGAUAUUAUUAAAAGAAAUCUGUUAUGCAGUAGGUGUGUUGAAUUUUAAAAGUGAUUAGCAUGUGCAUGUCUCACCUCCAGAUGUGUUUUACCUUACAUGCUGUUUUUUAAUGACAGAAUUAGAAGUAAAUAAAUCACUCUCAUAACAGAACGUGAAGUUGUUUUUUUUUUUUUUUUUUUUUUUUUUUUUUAAAUCACUAACAAACCAAAUGCAGCACUCAACAGAUGGUUUCAUACUAAUGUACUGUAAAUACCAUAUUUGCUCGAGUAAAAGUCGACCUCAUGUAAAAGUCGACCCCCCCCCCCAUUGUGAGAGCAAGAUUCAGGUAUAAUUUUUUUCCCCUAAAUAUAUGUAUUAGAUAUCCUGACGCCAUCUGAGCAGCAGAUUUGCAAAAAUAACAAUUUUAUAAGUACUUCUAUCUAGAAUUUUGACGUGUAUUACAAUAAUUUUACGCGUAAUUUUGACGUGUAUUACAAUACAGUACAUGCUUUUUUUUUGUGACCGGGUACUCCCCGUCCCUGUGCAUUUUUGUAUUAUUUUAUAUUAUUACUAUUAUUUAAAAUGUAGGGUAGACGAAAAGCUGUCCGCCAUUACUGUCGUUCUUUGUAUUUUUUUUUACUUUACUCUGCAUGGCUGUCGGCUAAUAAUUAUGUAAUUAGCUUACAGUCACACAGAUUUAUUAAACUAGUGCAAACUAUUACCGAGGCGUUAUCAGUCUGUUGUCUAUGUCCACUGUCUUCUGGGUCUGACGUCAUCACCCAAGCCAUCCUGUCACAAGCACGCAAUAGUAUUAAUUUUGUAUACAAGCCCCACCCCCACUUCCUUCCUAGCUAAACACAGAAGUAUUUCAGUGGAAUGUGGGGGUACUGUGGUCUGGCUGUAAUUCAAUGAAACUGUGUCUGUGUUUUACAUGUCAGCUCCUGGAUGUAAACAAACCUGGGAUUCAUUUUUUUAAUAUAUAUAGACAAGAUUUUGUCAAGUCUUGAGAUGUUUCAUUUUGAUUUGAGAGAAAUUAGAAGCAUUUGCUCUGGUAAUGAAGGCAUCAAGGAUUUGCCCACAACAAUGGAGGUGCUGCUGUUUCCCACAGAGGCACGAUGCUGAAGGGUCGCGCAAUGGAAAAGAGAGUAUUGUGCAAAUAAGGGGAACCUACCUUAUCAACCUGCAUUGCCCGCCCUUUGAGUGCAGGUUCUAAUGGAGCCAGAGGUGAAAGACCAUGAGGAGAUGUCACCCAAGACCUCCCCAGUAAACAACAACAACAACAACCACUCUAUAGAAUCCAAUAUUGUGUCAACAUAUUCAAGCCUGUCAGAAGACUUAGUGUUUGUGGAUAAUAAGGUAGUUGAAAACCUAACUGAAGGACUGAUCUCACAUUAUUUACCUGACCUGCAACACUCAAAAUUGGCCUUGCAGGAGCUGACACAAAAUCAAGUAAUAUUACUUGACACGCUGGAACAAGAAAUCACAAAAUUCCGGGAGUGUAAUUCAUUACUUGAUAUAAAUGCCCUGUUUACAGAAGCAAAGUACUAUCAUAAUAAACUGGUAAAUAUAAGAAAAGAAAUGAUGAUGCUACAUGAAAAGACAACUAAAUUAAAGAAAAGAGCACUGAAACUUCAACAACAAAAACACAAAGAAGCACUGGAGAGAGAACAGCAGCAGGAAAAGGAGCUUGAAAGGGAACGGCAGCUGAUUGCAAAACCUGCAAAAAGAUCUUAAUAGUCAAAGUGUGUGCAAUCUGUAUCAGUUCAGAUUCUGUCAAAGAAAGUGCUUGCAAUAAGGGGGGGGGGGGGCAGGUGCCUAGUUAGGUUAAAUUAAAUAUCCCAUGUUUUAACAUAGUGAUGUAAUUACUGAUCUGCUGUUUAAAUUUUACUGACAUUUACUUGGUUUGUAUUUCUGCCCUGUUUAAGCAUGAAGACAAUCCUGUGUGUGAAAUCAAGUCAUAUGAAAAUAAUUCUAAUAACUAAACAGCAGUAGCACAAAGACCGUGCAUUUAAAUUGAGGAUGGGUGCAGAAAUUAUAAUGCUUGUUAAAUGGCAUUGGUUGUUUUUUUGUUUUUUUUUGCUUGUUUUGUUUUUUUACUUGAAUGAUGCGUUCUUUAUAUCACAUGUUCUCCCCUAUAGCCUUACUGGGAUGGAAAGAAGACUCCCAUUACAUAGCGGUUUGUUGUAUUCCAGGUUUUACUGUGAGCCUGAUGCAAUAUGUAACAAGAUCAGGUGUGUCUAACCAAGCUCCAGAUCAAUCCUGCAAUGGGUCAGACUGCUAUGUAAUGGAAGUGUCUGCUCCUUCUAUCUUGCUUGGGUAUUGUCAAAAUGUUAUUGUCUGAAAUGCAGCAAAGGUCUUUAAGUGCAACUCUGAUAUGAUUUAUAAGACAAGAGGUUGCAGAAGAUAUUAAUAACAGGUGCAGUAUUAUCAAAAACUUGAUUCUCUAAAACUGGAUCAUCCAAACAAAUUUCAUACCGCAGCAUAAAUAUAUUCAGUAAUUGAUUGACUACUGUAUUACUCUUGACAAAUAGUGUUGGUGGUCAUGUUGGUUUUUAGGGAGUGGUAGCUCUGGAUUUGUUUCAUAUCACAAGCCAUAUAUUGUUUUAAUAUGGCUGAGUUGUACAUUUACACAUCUGUUAGUAGAGUAGGUACCAAUGUCAUUGGAGUUGUUUCAGUUCUAACAUGAAUCAUUAUCUUUGGUAAAAUAUCUAUGUAUUGAACUGGUGUACUAUUCAAAAGAACUUGCUCUUGCUCAUCACCCUGGGAAGAUAUUAUAUGUACCAGAUAAAGUGAAGAAUGUUUGCAUAAUCAUUUUAAUUUGAUGUACAAUAAAACAAAGUAUCUGUGUUUACAAUACCUCAACAGAUCAAAUUGAGGACACUUGUCGCAAUAUCAUUAGUACAUCUCCAAAAGUUAUUUUACAUUAAAAACUAUUCUUUCAAAUUUUGCAAACACUGUAGUUUACUCAGAAGUACUUCUGGUAUGCAGUAUUCUUUCAAUGAUUCUGUGCUAGGUUGUACAGACAGAUGAGAUUCAAAUAACAUUUUUUAAAAUUUUCUAUCCAGGUUUGUGAUUGUCUGCACUUUAAGAAUAAAAAAUGUAUGAAUAUUACGGGAAUAGGUCUUACCACCACAGUAUAUUUUGUUGACCUGAUAUUUUGUGUAUUUAUACAUAGAUCUACUGUUUUUAAAGAGUACAAAGCUUCCUAUGUCAUUUUGAUGUUUGCGUGUGUGUGUGUAUAUAUAAUCUAUCAUACCCAUGAGUGUCCAAUAGACACUGCUGUCUGUCCAGAUACAGUUUAAUAAAACAGCUUGAAACUUGGCAACACGUCUAAUACAACAGAGGUUC